GAACUUACUUCAGUGCGGGUCUCGAGGGUGUUGAGGAGAUUGUGAAAUCCCUAUGUCUCACGCAAAAGAAGGGCUACAAGGGCAUGGGUGCGCAUGUUCUGCCUCGAACCUUGUCCAACAUGCCCGUAGGUCACCUAAGUCGGGCCUGGGGCCUUCGAGGACCCACUAUGUCCGUCAAUACUGCCUGCGCCUCGGGCCUGCACUCGGUUGGAGAGGCCUACAGAAUGAGUAG
Dibothriocephalus latus is the source of this 232-nucleotide messenger RNA. NCBI's taxonomy places the organism in Eukaryota, Metazoa, Platyhelminthes, Cestoda, Diphyllobothriidea, Diphyllobothriidae. The record is from the annotation of a GenBank genome assembly.